GGAGAGGGGAAGGGGCGGGGCUGAGGUAGAAGUCAGGUGAUCGGGGAGGAGGCGACGGCGAUGACGUCCGCUUUGACCCAAGGGUUGGAGAGGAUUCCGGAUCAGCUGGGAUACCUGGUCAUCAGCGAGGAUGGGGUGCUGUCCUCGGCAGGGGAACUGGAAAACGAUGAGCACACCGCUGGGGUGAUCAUGCGGAUGAUGCAGACCGCUGUCAAGCUCUGUGUGAACGGCAAUACCGACCCCUCCUUCAAGAGAAUGUCAGUGGUGUUUGGCGAGCACACAUACAUGGCGACCAUCUCCGGACAGAAGGUGUUUGUGGUAAAAAGACAGAACAACCCUCACGAGGCCGUUGAGGUGUGAGCCAGUCUCCUAGAAACAAGUCGAUUCCUACCGCCAGAUGCUUGGAAACUGAACUUCCCCCCUCUCUCCACUGGAAACCUCCAGCCCCUUUCACUGCCUCCUCCAACUCCCCUUCCACGGAUCUGGCAGCAAAACCUCUGGUUUCUACCUUGUUCGACAAUCACCUUCCCUCCCCAUCCACAAAAUCUCCGGACUCUGGAGCCUGUUAUUUAUUUUUCCGCCUCGAUUUCCAGUUGAUGGAAUGGAGAGGGAGAAGGGAGAAGAGGGGUGUAAGUUUAGAUUGUGCCGGUGAACUGCAGAAUCUGUUUUGUUCCUGUUUGCCUGUCGGGUGGAAAUAAACCUCUUGUUGCAUGCGCUCGA
Molecule: messenger RNA, 720 nt
Organism: Pristis pectinata (smalltooth sawfish)
Lineage: Eukaryota; Metazoa; Chordata; Chondrichthyes; Rhinopristiformes; Pristidae
Gene: lamtor4
Product: late endosomal/lysosomal adaptor, MAPK and MTOR activator 4
Exons: 4
Coding region: 61-360 (99 amino acids)
Biological process (GO): positive regulation of TOR signaling; cellular response to amino acid stimulus
Cellular component (GO): lysosome; Ragulator complex
Molecular function (GO): guanyl-nucleotide exchange factor activity
Source: RefSeq, a predicted model, not a curated record